This is a messenger RNA of Lolium perenne, 8509 nucleotides long. Its product is annotated as protein SABRE. NCBI's taxonomy places the organism in Eukaryota, Viridiplantae, Streptophyta, Magnoliopsida, Poales, Poaceae. The record is from RefSeq and is a predicted model, not a curated record.
UUGUCUUCUCCCCUCCCUCUCCCUCUCGCUCUGACUCUCUGACACAUCCUCCGAAGCAACAGCGCAGCAUCUCUGCACGCGAGCGCGACUCCCGACGACAGAUCGCUCCCUCCACCCCCGCCCUCGCACCGCCGCGCCUCCGCCCCGGAGCUAGGGUUCCCGAUCCCGCCGGCCGCGUCGGCGGAGGCCCAUGUCGGCGCCCGCGGCCCCCCGGAUCCGGGCGGCCUGACGCGGAUCCGCCGGACGGGGCGGGCGGGCGGGCGGGCCAUGGCGUCCUCGCCGGUCAAGUUCUUCUCGGUCUUCCUCGUCGUCUCCGUCAUCGGAUGGGUCGUCUUCACAUUUGCUGCGAGAUUGCUAGCUUGGUUCUUGAGCCGUGUAUUACGUGCUUCCGUUGCAUUUCGGGUCGCUGGGUUCAAUUGCUUGCGUGAUGUAACAGUAAAGUUUGACAAGGGUUCUCUUGAAUCCGUUUCAAUUGGUGAAAUAAAACUAAGUUUCCGCAAGUCACUGGUCAAACUAAGUUUCGGUGUCCUCUCGAAGGACCCAAAGGUGCAACUGCUGAUAAAUGAUCUUGAAAUUGUAACUAGACCAUCUUCACAUAGCAAAAAGAUAAGCAAAUCAGCAAAGCCUCGCUCGACAGGAAAAGGGAAAUGGUUGGUAACAUCAAGUAUGGCUAGACUUUUAUCAGUUUCCGUGGCAGAUCUGAUGAUCAAGGUACCAGAUGGUGCUGUUGACAUCAAAGAGCUAAAGGUGGACACAUUUAAAAUUGCCGGACCUAAUCAUAUUCUUGGUGUCAAGUUGCACAUAUUGCCUUUGAAUGUAUACGUUGGAGACUUUUGGUCGACUGCUGAUCCAAUGGGAAUCUGUAAUCAGCUUGAUGCUUUCCAGUCUGAUCAAGCUUCUCUAUCAAGUUCUGAGAAAUUUUUGGCUCCAUUUGUUUGUGAAGAUUUGCUGGUAACUUGUGAGUUUGGUCACGAAAAGGAAAGAGGUGUUAAAAUUGUUAAUCUCGAAUUGAAAUGCGGAGAUGUGACUGCCAACAUUGAUGAACGACUCUUUUACAAGAAACAUAAAAAGCCAGAGAAUAAUGGUGUCUCUGAGAAUGCUGGAGGUGCUAUCGUCGGUACUUCAUCAACCAAACAGCCUUCAAAAAGCAAAUCCAUUUUACCAGCAUUGAAGAAGCAGAUGCUUGUGUUUCCAGAUAAGGUUAGCUUCAGUGUGCCAAAGCUUGAUGUGAAGUUCACACACCUGGGUAAAGGGCUUAGUGUUGACAACAAUGUUAUGGGUAUUCACUUCACCAGUACGAAAUCCCUGCCACAGGACGAUCUAGAGGAAGCUACGCCACACUUCGAUGUUCAACUCGAUCUUAGUGAGAUUCAUUUAGUUAGAGAAGACUCAAGCUCUCUGUUGGAAGUUCUUAAAGUUGCUGUGGUAGCUUCUUUGGAUGUUCCUGUGGACCCACUUCUUCCAAUCAGAGUCGAAAUCGAUGCCAAGCUUGGUGGCACACAGUGCAAUCUUAUGUUGAGCAGAUUGAUGCCAUGGAUGUGCCUUCAUUCUUUGAGAACCAAAGGAAUGAAGCUUUCCAAGGCAAACUCCCAUCAAGAAAUUUCUCAAACAAAGGAGAGCAAACCAAUUAUGUGGACUUGCACAGUCUCUGCCCCAGAAAUGACUGUUAUGCUUUACAGCCCUAGUGGGCUGGUAUUGUAUCAUGCCUGUUGCCAGUCAUCACAUGUAUUUGCAAAUAACAUUGCAAGCAAGGGGAUUCAGAUACACACUGAAUUUGGUGAAAUGCUGGUGCACAUGGAAGAUGGUUAUAAGGAAAACAUAUUUGGUGUUGAUACUUACUCUGGCUCCUUAAUGCACAUUGCUCGGGUGAGCCUUGAUUGGGGAUACAGAGAAAUUGACGUCCAAGAUAUGGCUGAAACUAGUAGACUUGCUCUUGUAUUUUCCAUCGAUAUCAGUGGCAUAGGAGUAAAGUUUGGCUUCAAGCAUUUGGAAUCUCUUAUUCUCAAUUUGAUGUCCUUUAGAGCUCUAUUUAAGGAUCUUUCAUCCUCUCGGGAAAAGGAUAAAGAAAAAAAUUUGGAGGAUAGAGGGAAAAAGAAAACAAAAGGCGUUGAAAUAUUGAAAUUAAGCCUACAAAAGUUUUCUAUUACUUACAGUGGUGAUAUAAAUAUAUUAAAUAUGCCAAUUGCUGAUCCAAAGCGUGUGAACUAUGGCACUCAAGGUGGUAAAGUAAUUGUUGAUGUUUCUGCUGAUGGCACACAACGUAGGGCAAGUAUAACUUCGGAACCACCAGGCAUUGGCCGCAACUUGAGGUUCACUGCAUCUUUAGUUAUCUCUCAUCUCUCUGUAUGUAUAGACAAGGAGAAAAAGUCAACAGAAGCAGAGUUGGAACGGGUGAAAGCAAUGUACGAGGAGGAUCAUAGCUCUGGUGUCAAAGUGACCUUACUAGAUAUGCAGAAUGCUAAAAUUGUUCGCAGAUCCGGUGGCCUUGCAGAUGUUGCUGUUUGUUGCCUCUUCAGUGCAACAGACAUUAAUAUCAGAUGGGAACCUGAUGCUCAUUUAGCACUGUUUGAGACCUUUCUUCGCUUUAAGUGUUUUCUGCAUCAUAACAAGAUUCAGAGUUCUGAGAAGCUGAUCAAUACUGAAACUGUCAGUAUCAAAGAGAGUCAGCAUGUCAACAUAGCUGUUGGUUCAGUGAAACCGAAGUCUGACAAAAGAAGCUCAAUUUUUGCUGUUGAUGUGGAAGUGCUGAGAUUGUCUGCUGAGCUUGCAGAUGGUGUUGAAGCAAACAUGCAUGUACAAUCUAUCUUCACUGAGAAUGCCAAGAUAGGUGUAUUAUCGGAGGGUCUUUCUCUCAGUCUUAAUGGUGCCAGGGUUCUAAAGAGCACACGAAUUCAGGUCUCAUGUAUUCCUUUUGGUACUGCAAAUUCUCUCAGUGCAAAGGUUGAACCAUCACCCAAGAGAGAUUGGGUCGUUCAAGGGCUAGAUGUCCAUAUUUGCAUGCCAUACAGGUUACCGUUGCGUGCCAUAGAGGAUGCUGUUGAAGAUAUGAUUCGUGCCCUAAAGCUUCUUUCUGCUGCCAAAAGAAGUAUAUUGUUUCCUGAUGGGAAAGAGAACUUGAAAAAGGUUAAGUCUGGAGCUUCCAGUUUUGGAUCUGUAAAGUUUGUAUUGCGUAAACUCACGGCAGAAAUAGAGGAGGAGCCCAUACAGGGUUGGCUUGAUGAACAUUACUAUUUGAUGAGGAACAAAACCUGUGAAUCUGGUGUUAGGUUGAAGUUUCUUGAUGAAGCUAUAUCAGGAAGUGUAGACUCUAGUCACUGCAGCUCUGAGGGAAAAGUUCUCUAUGAUGGUGUUGAGGUGGACGUGCAUGAUACUGCAGCUCUUCAAAAGCUGCAGGAAGAAAUCCAUAAGAAAGCAUUUCGAUCUUAUUAUGUGGCUUGUCAGAAGAAGGUAUUUGCAGAAGGGUCGGGAGCGUGUGCAGAAGGUUUCCAAGCUGGAUUCAAGCCAAGUUCACGGAGAGCUUCACUUCUUUCACUUGUAGCUUCUGAACUGGAUAUUACCUUGACCAGGAUAAAUGGUGGAGAUAUAGAAAUGAUUGAAUUUAUAAGGGGACUUGACCCUGUUUCUCAGGAGAAAGACAUACCGUUCUCUCGACUAUAUGGGAGUGAUAUUGCUCUCCUUGCUGGGUCCUUGGUCAUACAAGUGAGAGACUAUACUUCUCCUCUCUUUUCUGCAACCAGUGGGAAAUGUGAAGGUCGUGUUGUGCUUGCCCAGCAGGCGACAUGUUUUCAACCCCAAAUACACCAAGAUGUAUAUAUUGGCAGAUGGCACAAGGUUACCAUGCUACGUUCUGCUAGUGGUACCACACCAGCAAUUAAAAUGUACUCCAAUUUACCUGUUCAUUUCCAGAGAGGAGAGAUUUCUUUUGGUGUUGGUUAUGAGCCAUCUUUUGCUGAUAUAAGUUAUGCAUUUCAAGUAGCCCUACGGAGAGUUAAUCUUAGCUCCAGAGAUAAAAACUCUGGUGCAGCAAACCAACCACCUAAAAAGGAACGCAGCUUGCCAUGGUGGGAUGACAUGAGAUAUUACAUCCAUGGAAAGAUAAUUUUGUAUUUCAAUGAGACAAAGUGGAAGAUCCUGGCAACAACUAAUCCUUAUGAGAAGGUAGACAGACUGCAAAUUGUUUCUGAAUACAUGGAAAUCCAGCAAACAGAUGGGCAUGUAGAUAUCUCCGCAAAGGAAUUCAGGAUGUAUAUCAGCAGCUUAGAGAGCAUGAUGAAGAAUUGCAGCUUAAAAGUGCCAUCUGGUGUGCCCAGCCCUUUUAUUUAUGCUCCUCUGUUCUCCCUUAAUGUGAUUAUUGACUGGCAGUGUGAAUCUGGCAACCCUUUGAAUCAUUAUCUGCAUGCACUCCCUAUUGAGGGUGAGCCGAGGAAGAAGGUUUAUGAUCCAUUUCGAUCUACUUAUCUCUCUCUUAGGUGGAACUUUUCCCUUAGACCUAUGCAAGUGCAGUCUGAUAAUGAUACAUCAUCUUCGACUUAUGCAAACAGUUCAAUGCUAUGUGGAACCGCCUUCAGUAGUUGCUCCAGAAUGGCUGAUGUUGAUUUCCCUACGAUGAACCUUGGUGCCCAUGACCUUGCUUGGGUUUUCAAAUGGUGGAGCUUAAACUACAGCCCCCCGCACAAACUGCGUUCUUUCUCUAGAUGGCCUCGAUAUAAAAUUCCCCGAGCUGCUAGAUCUGGUAACCUCUCGAUGGAUAAAGUUCUGGUUGAGUUCUUUUUUCGGGUUGAUGCUACUCCCUGUUGCAUAAGACAUGCAACUUUAACUGAAGAUGAUCCUGCCAGUGGCUUGACCUUUAAAAUGUCAAGUUUGAAGUAUGAACUGUGUUACAGUCGAGGUAAACAGAAAUACACGUUUGAUUGCAAGCGUGAACCUCUGGAUCUUGUAUAUCGCGGUCUUGAUCUUUAUAGCCCAGAGGUUUAUCUAGUGAGAGAUGUUAACUUGUCCUCAGCUGAAAAUGUGUCCAAAUUAAAGACUACUACCCAGUCACAUGGCAAAGUUGCGAAUGACAAAUGCAGCAUUGGCAGUUCUCAAGAAAAACACGAGGAUGGUUUCCUCUUGUCUUCUGAUUAUUUCACAAUAAGAAGACAAGCUCCAAAGGCAGAUCCUGCAAGACUUAUGGAAUGGCAGGAUGCUGGUAGGAAUCUUGAAAUAACAUAUGUCAGAUCUGAGUUUGAGAAUGGCAGCGAAAGUGACCAUAGUCUAUCCGAGCAUAGUGAUGAUGAUGAUGGUUUCAAUGUGGUGUUGGCAGACAAUUGCCAACGGGUAUUUGUGUAUGGUCUUAGGCUCUUAUGGACCAUUGAGAAUCGUGAUGCAGUUUGGUCAUGGGUUGGAGGAAUUUCCAAAGCAUUUGAACCUCCAAAACCUUCUCCUUCGCGGCAAUAUGCACAAAGAAAGAUGAUUGAGGAAAGGCAGAAUGCAGAUAGCUCUGGAUUAGUUCAAGAGGCUACCUCCUCUAUCCAUGUUGGUUCUCCUUCGGUGCAAUACACUGAAGCUCUGGGCUCUACUUCCCCAUUACAUAAUAAAGCCAAUCGCUCCUCUGAUAUAGCAGUGAAGUAUGGCAUGUUUGAUGAAUUGGAUAAGGGAGGGAAUCUCCAUUUUAUGGUUAAUGUUGUCAAGCCCCAGUUCAACCUACAUUCUGAAGAAGCCAAUGGUAGGUUCCUACUUGCCGCAGCCAGCGGGCGUGUCAUGGCACGCUCAUUUCAUUCAGUUGUUCAUGUUGGGAAAGAGAUGCUAGAACAAGCACUGGGGACAAGCAGUCUACACAUUCCCGAGCUACAACCUGAAAUGACCUGGAAAAAAGCUGAUCUCUCGGUGAUUCUGAAAGAUGUUCAGGCUCAUGUUGCACCGACGGAUGUGGACCCUGGUGCGGGCCUGCAGUGGCUUCCUCGUAUUCUCGGUAGUUCAGAGAAAUUGAAACGCACAGGUGCCUUGUUAGAGAGAGUAUUUAUGCCUUGCCAGAUGUACUUCCGUUAUACUCGGCACAAGGGUGGAACUGCAGACUUGAAGGUUAAGCCGUUAAAGGAGUUACGUUUCAAUUCUCCAAACAUUACUGCAACAAUGACUUCACGCCAGUUUCAAGUUAUGUUGGAUGUGCUUAGCAAUCUCUUGUUUGCAAGACUUCCCAAGCCUCGGAAAAACAGUCUUCAGUAUCCAUCAGAUGACGAAGAUGUUGAAGAAGAGGCUGAUGAGGUGGUUCCUGAUGGAGUAGAAGAGGUGGAGCUUGCAAAAAUUAAUCUCGAACAGAGGGAAAGGGAGAGAAAGUUACUGCUUGAUGAUAUAAGAUCCCUAGCUGGAACCGGUGAUAGUCAUACCGGCCAUCUUUCUGCAGAAAGCGAUAAUUCUUUCUGGAUGAUUAACAGUGGAAAAGCUUCACUGGUGGAAGGACUGAAGAGAGAUCUUCUAAAUCUCCAGAAGUCACGAAAAUUUGCAUCGUCUGCAUUAAGGAAAGCACUACAAAAGGCUGCCCAAUUACGCUUGAUGGAGAAAGAAAAGAACAAAACCCCAUCAUGUGCCAUGCGAAUUUCUAUGAAAAUUAGCAAAGUUGUAUGGAGCAUGCUUGCAGAUGGGAAUACUUUUGCUGAAGCUGAGAUCAGCGAUAUGGUAUAUGAUUUUGAUCGUGACUACAAAGACAUUGGUGUUGCUCGGUUUACAACUAAGUAUUUUGUGGUGAGGAAUUGCAUGGCUAAUGCCAAAUGCGAUACAUUGUUGUCUGCGUGGAAUGCACCUCCAGAAAAAGGUGUCAUGCUUCGUGUGGAUGCGAAGCAAGGUGCUCCAAAGGAUGGAAAUUCCCCGCUUGAGCUCUUUCAGGUGGACAUAUACCCACUGAAAAUAUAUCUGCCUGAAACAAUGUAUAGAAUGAUGUGGGAUUAUUUCUUUCCCGAGGAAGAUGAUUCUCAAAGACGUCAGGAUAUUUGGAGAGUCUCAACAUCAACUGGAUCUAGAAGAACUAGAAGAAUGUCUUCCGGUGCUGAUUCUGUUGCUUCUACCAGCUACUCUGUCAGGGAGCAUGAGCUUCCUGGGAGAUCAGGCACAAACGUAUCCACUUCAAUAAACGUCUCAAGUUGGCAAGGCGUACAUGGAGAGAAUUCACAGGUAUCUAAGUUGCAGAGUCUAAAAGCCAAUAUGGUCUGUGGUUCACAUCCUGAGUUACGGCGGACAUCUUCCUUUGAAAGGACUUGGGAAGAAAGUGCGGUAGAAAAUAUCACAAAUAAUGAUGUGGUAUCACUAUCAUUGCUGAAUUCUUCGAACAUUUCUUCAAAAGGCGACAACUAUUCUAUGGCAGAGAACCCUGUUGCUGCUACUGAGAUGUUCAGGAGUAAGACUAAAGAAUCCAAAUCCAUCAAGUCUGCCCGUUUAUCUCACGAGGAAAAGAAAAUAGGAAAACCUCAUGAAGAAAAAAGGACAAGAGCUCGGAGAUUGAUGGAAUUUCAUAAUAUCAAGAUUAGCCAGGUUGAACUUCUUGUUACAUACGAGGGAUCAAGGCUUGCAAUAAAUGACCUAAGGCUGCUUAUGGAUACUUUCCACCGUGAAGAGUUUACUGGUACUUGGAGGAGAUUGUUCUCAAGAGUAAAAAAGCAUAUCAUUUGGGGUGUUCUAAAAUCAGUGACUGGGAUGCAGGGGAAGAAGUUUAAGGCCCAGAACCAGAAGGAAACACUUGAUGGUACUGUUCCUGAAAAUGAUCUUAAUUUCAGCGACAGUGAUGGCAGUAAUCAUGGAAAACCUGACCAGUUCACAGCAUCAUGGUUGAAGAGGCCGGGUGACGGUGCAGGUGAUGGAUUCGUCACAUCGAUUAGAGGUCUAUUCAAUUCGCAACGCCGUAGAGCAAAGGCAUUUGUGGUGCGGGCGAUGCGAGGUGAUGGAGACAAUGAAUACCAUGACGAGGGGAGUGAGAGUGAUGGAGAGUAUCCUUUUGCUAGACAGCUCACAAUUACAAAAGCUAAAAAGCUUCUUCGAAGAAAGUUCCGCCCAAGAGGGCAAAAGAUCAUAGGACCAACAUUGCAAGAUUCUCUCCCGUCUAGUCCACGCGAAACAACUCCAUACCAGAGUGAGUCGUCAGAGUCAUCUUAUGAGGACUUCCACGAGUCGUGAAGCGAUGCGGGCAGGUCAUGAGAUAUGCACAACAGACCGCGCAAAAUGUUGCAAACUCCAAACAAGUACUAUUCCACACAAAGGAAGUUGGAUAGUCAUUGCUGAGCUGUAUAGUUCUACAUGCUGUGAGGUGCGUAGUCUUUGGGGUAGCUUUGGAAAACUCCCCCUUGUAUAUAUAGUAGGGUGGCGGAGACAGUGGAGGACUAUGUAUUGUGUGUGUAGUCAGCAGUCAGGUGUAUCUGUAGAAAUGUUAGAUCUAGCCAUAACUAUAUUGGCCUUGUAAGUUAGAUAAGAGGCCUUCUCAUACUUCCUGGAAUAGUUGUGAAACUAAUAUCUUUUUUAUUUUGACAAAUGGCCAUUUGAUUCU